Lepidothrix coronata (blue-crowned manakin) is the source of this 983-nucleotide messenger RNA. It is a transcript of the gene SELENOM, whose product is annotated as selenoprotein M. Gene Ontology annotation, cellular component: endoplasmic reticulum lumen. The transcript has 5 exons. The record is from RefSeq and is a predicted model, not a curated record. Gene Ontology annotation, molecular function: oxidoreductase activity. Lineage: Eukaryota; Metazoa; Chordata; Aves; Passeriformes; Pipridae.
AUGCGGGCGGUGCCGCCGGGGCUGUGGGUGCUGCUGGCGGCGGCGCUGGCGGCGGGUCGCUGCUCGGAGCUCCCCCAGCUCCGCGGGGCCGCGCUGCGGGACCUGGCCCGGGGCAAGGUGGAGACCUGCGGCGGGUGACGGCUGAACCGCCUCAGGGAGGUGAAGGCGUUCGUCACCCAGGACAUCCCGCUCUACCAUAACCUGGAGAUGAAACACCUGCCCGGUGCUGACCCCGAGCUCGUGCUCCUCAGCCACCGGUACGAGGAGCUGGAGAGAAUCCCCCUGAGUGACAUGACCCGGGAGGAGAUCAACCGGCUGGUGCAGGAGCUGGGCUUCUACCGCAAGGAGACGCCUGAUGCCCCCGUGCCCGAGGAGUUCCAGUUUGCCCCUGCCAAGCCUCUGCCCACACUGCCACCCCCCCAAGCAUCCACCACUGGCAUCAAGACCCCACUCAAACGUGACAAGGGAGAACACCCAGACCUCUAGUGAGGAGUGCCGCACUUGGGACAGGGUCCUGCAGCCAGUCCACAGCACAGGGAACGAGGGUGUUACAGCAGCUGGGGAUAGUGCUGUGGAGUGGCAGAGCUGCCCCCCCCCGGCUCUUGCUUGGUGCUGUGUAGCCUCUGCCCCAAGGAUGCCCUGGGUAGCUCAAACUUCGAGCAGGGGCUUCCUGGGCACUGUGGGCAUCCCAAGGGUCCCAUGUGGUGGUCAUUGCCUUCCCAUGCCUGCAGCCUGUUCCCUGGCCAGUUGGGAGGAGCAGCAUUCCUUGCACUCCCUUGCUGUGCCCGGAGGUUUAGCUGCUCCCGGCAACUGGGCAGCUGGAUCCUACCUGCAUGGGACAGGAUGAAACCCUCAGCAGAAAGCGACAGGUGCUAAGGGUAGAUGUGCUGAGUCCCAAAGGUGGGAGAGCUGCCCCAGGGAGAGGGCUUUACCCCCCAGUAGGGUUAUCUUGUAUCCAGCACCCAGUAAAGCCUUUACAUACA